Messenger RNA from Odontomachus brunneus, 5209 nucleotides. RefSeq names its product KN motif and ankyrin repeat domain-containing protein 2 (gene Kank). The transcript has 10 exons. Bases 366 to 3539 code for a protein of 1057 amino acids. Gene Ontology annotation, cellular component: cytoplasm; cytoskeleton. The record is from RefSeq and is a predicted model, not a curated record. Lineage: Eukaryota; Metazoa; Arthropoda; Insecta; Hymenoptera; Formicidae. Gene Ontology annotation, biological process: negative regulation of actin filament polymerization. Gene Ontology annotation, molecular function: protein binding.
AUCCGGCUCAGCGCAGACGUGUUCCGGACAGAAUCACGUCCGCGCUUUUCGCGCUGUUUUCCCGUGUUUGUCUCUCUCCUUUCUUACUUCCUCCCUUUUCUCUCUUGCCUCUCCUCCUUCUUCUCACCUUACACCCUCAACGGGAAUUUCGCGCCAUCUUAUUGACAUCGUGCGCGCGCGUUUGUCAUCAAAGCGGGCGUCGGUUCUUCUGGAAUUAGGCCAUGGUUUCCGAGCUCGCGGAGAGCUCGCCGACUUAACUUUCCAUUCAACGACGGUACGAGGUGGUGACGGUGGCGGUGGCGGCGGCCGCGGGUCUCCCUGCAGAGAUCGUGGAAAUGCGGAUGCGCGUCUGACGAUCCGCCAAGAUGGCCCUGACUGUCGUUCCCUCGGCCCGCGUUUUCAAUGGAAACGUGGGGACGCAGGCAUACGUGUCCGGUUCGACGGGUUCGCAGUGCCUCUGCUGCCCGUACGGAUACCACAUCGAUCUGGAUUUCGUGCGUUAUUGCGAGGCCGUCGCGGCCGGAAGCGCUGGCGACCGGCCGAGCUUGGAGCGGCGCAAGAAGAGAGAACGCCGUAGACAAUGUCAGUCGAUGGAGGUUCUCUUAGGCCUGGUGAGCCCGGCGCUGGCGGGAAUAGAGGCCGAAUUGCCGAAAAUACCGCAAGAAUGCGCGACCGCGAACGGCAUUACCACGCUGCCGCGAUCGUAUCCGCCGCCGCGGCAGGGAAAUUCGCAACCCUCGCCGGUGCUGGACCUCAGCGACGUCGUGGGCGACUUCGAGGCGACCCUCAGACGAUCCUGCGGCUCAUCGAGGCCAUCCGACCGCCGGCUGUUCGCGGAGACUGAUGGCACGAACGGGACGACGGCGCCGGUGACGCAAAAUGCGGCGCAAACGGAUCACCCGGCCGACUCCGACAAUGUCAGCGUCGGCAGUGGCAACUCGAAUCUCAGUACGGGUGCGCUUCAGAAUAUCAGGGAGCAAAUGGCAGCGUCUCUGGAAAGAAUGAGAGAGCUGGAGGAACAGGUCAAGGCGAUUCCCAUGCUGCAGGUGCAAGUCUCGGUAUUGAAAGAAGAGAAGCGCAAUCUCCUGCGACAAGUGGACGAGCUGAGCAAAACGAAUUCCUGCAACAACACCUUGCACAGGCAUCGCAGCCAGUCGUUCUCGGAGCAGCGCGCCGCUCUGCGAAACCUGAAGAACUCCGGCGCGUCCACCAAGAACAUAGGAACCAUGUGCAGCGUGAUGACGAGGGACGUCGGAGUCUCGCACCAGCAGGUUCGAACGAGAGACGUCGGUAUGGUGACGAGCACACCGAUCAAGCCGCUGCUGCAGAAGAGCCGGCUGCAAAUUCAGGAGAUCCUGCCCGACAUCCAAGACCAGAGCACCGUGUUACUGCUGGAGGAUGAGACUCCACUGAAUCUAUCGAAGCUCUGCUCGAACUCGAGCUUGACACGCGAUCAAGCGACGCCAGAAGCGAGGAAGAAACAUCUGACGAGGACUCCGCUCCAAGUGGAAUCGAUAUCGCCCAACGAGAACGAUCUAAUCGACCGUAAAAUGACGAAAAAAACGCGAGACUCAGGCACCAACACGGAGAAUAGAGCCAGGACUCUUCAAUGCAGUCACUUCCUGAUCGAGGACAUUGCACCGGAAAGCAAGAGGGAGAUCAAGAAGCGUUCGUGCGGGACAACGACGCGCAUGACGAUGAGGGACAUGCUGACGAGCGAAGAGGCGUCAGCGAUCGUGGAAAACGCACUAAGGGUCUACAAGCGUAGCCUCGUAAGAGAUAUGUCCUCCAAGAGCACCCAAUGCACCCCGGAGCCGCCCAAGGUUGUCGAAAAACGAGAUCAAAUGGUCCAAGUGGCCGAACUGUUGAAAAUGCGCUCGCACGUGAGCGUGACCGCCAAACCGAGGACGGCGGAGGCCGGAGUCGAGGUCAGACUCAGUCCUAACACCAGGACCGUGUGCGUCGGCCCUGAUCCCGUUGCGAUGUUGCAGCCGGUGUCGUUGAACUCGAUGAACUCGAGGAGUCACUCGUUCAACUACGGCGACACCCGGACCAAGAGCAGAAGCAGCAGAUCGGUGGCCGUGAUGGUGGACGAUCUAGUGAAGACUGUCGCGCGCGGUACCGACACGUCCGGUCUCGCGCCGAGGUGCCGUGAGUUCGGCACCUCGCCGCUGAAGAAGAAGCUCGUCGACGUGUCGGUGGGUGACUCGGUCAGGCCGCACAUCUCGAUCUCCUGCGCGGCGAAUUACUGCGACAACUGCAAGGAGACGAUCAAGAGCCUGGCCAAGCAAAUCGCGAACAACGCGGAGAACAGCCUGAAUCAUCAGAACAGCAGCCUAGUGUCCAGAAUCCCCAGGCCGUCUCACAUCUCUCUGAACUCCGGCGAUCACAAGAAGCAGUUCAAACGGCAGGACACGUACACGAAGAUACCGGCCGCCGGUGUGAUCAGAUAUGACGCGGAUAACAAAGAGCAAUACGACAACAGCAAUCGGAUUCAACAACUGCAAUCCGAGAAGAGCAAGAAUGAGAAAACUACGUCAGAGGAGACGCGUAAUGUGGAAAAGGAGGCGGAUUGCGAGGAGAAGCCCGAGCUGCCCGAGUCAGCGCUGUUCCAGCCAAUUCAAGACAAACCAAGGAAGAAGGUCGAGCCUUCCAAGGAGAUGCAGGCCGCCAUGAAGGUGCUCAACGACAGCCUCAAGAAGUCGCCCAGCAGGAAUAUCUCUCAUCAGCUGAAGAAUGCCACCAACAUCAUACAGCAGGAGUGGUUCAAGAUCUCCAGUACGUCCAACGCGAUCCCGCUGGACGUUGAGGAUUAUUUAGAUUGCUUCGAGGAGUGCUCUGGCACUCUGCUGGAAUAUAUCGUCAAUAUGACAGACACCAGUGGAAACACGGCGAUGCACUACGCGGUCUCUCACGGUAACUUCGACGUGGUGUCCAUAUUAUUGGACUCGAAGGUCUGCGACAUCAACAAGGCGAACGUGGCCGGUUACACGGCCGUGAUGUUGGCUGCGUUGGCGGAAGUCAGGAAUUCCACGCACGCCUCCGUAGCGAACAGGCUGUUUCAGCUUGCCGAUGUCAACAUCCGCGCGAAACUGCACGGACAAACGGCGCUGAUGCUAGCGGUGUCGCACGGACGCAAAGACAUGACGCAGCUGCUUCUGGAUGCCGGCGCGGCGGUUAAUAUCCAAGACGAGGACGGUAGCACCGCUUUGAUGUGCGCCGCGGAACACGGCCACGCCGACAUCGUGCGGCUGCUGCUCGCACAUCCAGACUGCGACUCGUCUAUCGUCGACGUGGACGGCAGCUCGGCCCUAAAGAUCGCUCUGGAGGCGGGCAACCGGGACAUCGGCGUGUUGCUGUACGCACACGAGCACGUGAAUCGCGGCACUAGUCCGUACUCGACCCUGAGGCGAAGCAGGAGAGGCUCCAAGCCGACGACGCCCACUGGACCGUCCCCGUCGGCUCCGGUCAGCCCGGCGCCGUCGCGGCGCAUUCACUCGUCCAACGCUCCUCUGAACACAUCGAAGUAUUCCAAAUAACUCCGCGACGCGCGUAUCCACGAGCUUUCCUUUCACGCACCGUUUCAGACCGUAACAGUUAAUAAUCGGAAGGCGGAUCCUCUUGCAUUUAUAUAUAACCUUUCCUUCGUAUGAUCUUUUUUAUAUUCUCCUAUAAAUCACGGUGGAUACAUAUACGUGUACACACGUAUUUUCAUAUCAGUCAUCAGUGAUAGACACGUACGACGAUGCGUUUUCAAGUCUUCUUGCCUAACGAUCGAUUCGUCUCGAUAGGGAUUGUACUGCUGUAUUAUUUAAGGAAGAUCGAGAACGAUGCUCAACACUGUAUAUACAUAUAUCCUGUUCGGGGUAACGUUGGAGGAAAUCUUCUAGUUUAGUUCGUAGCGGAGUCGCAUCUUUGGCAAUAACACAGCUCGUCGCGGAUUCUGAGAGAUUCUCGACUGUCGCGCGAGUCUUCUUUCUGUCCCUUGUAAAUUUUAUACGAUCCCACAUGGCAAUCUCGACUGCGUAGCGCGCACACGCUGGGAGAACGGAAUAUCUCCUCUUAGACGAAGUGUGUGAAAGUACAAAAUAUUCGCAAACGUCGUCGGCACGAUCCGCAAACUCGAUCGACUUCUGUGGUUCUUUUUUUUUCUUUCUCUCUGCUCGUUCUGCGGAUCAAACAUUCCAAUCACACGCGAAUCGAUCGACGAACCGAAUUUCCUGUGGCAGACAUUAUUUCACGCAUACACGCAUACAAUAGAGCGUGCACAGAUUAUAUGGGCCUAAUCUCGACUAAAUGAACGCUCCUUGGGAUCAAAUCGUCAAUAGUGUUAAUCGUGUAACGACGUGCGUAGAGAGACGCGAUCACGUCUUAAUAAGUAGCGACACGUAUAAUAAGCUUGGCGGCGUGCGAGAUCAACGAACGGACGGUGCUGAUCUCGCGGUGAUUUCACGACAUCAAACGUACUUAUCAUUGUUCUACGUUGAGAUAGAGAGAUGUUAGUUAAUCGAUAGUGUAUAGAUAUAGUAUUCGCGAGAGAAAGAGAGAGAAGUGCGAUUAGAGUAUGAACGCGUUGACGAAGGGCUUCACCAGAGGAAUUAUGUUUUUAAAACUUGUUGAAGGUUUUCAUAUCGAGAACUUUAUAUAUCGCGAUACUAUCGAGAUGUUAACGUACGUUUAUUUAGAGCCGAUGUUAGGAAUUGCGUCUCCUUCUCCGUUCAUGCGCGAAAGGAAAAGGAGAAGGAAACGAUUAUGCGCGCAAACACACACAUAUUGAUACGUUUUUUCUUAUAGGGUUGUGAAUAUAGAGAUAGCUGUAAUUAUAUAAAUUAUUUAAGUUCGAGAGAUCAAAGAUCUAGGUAUUAACGUUAGUUAAUGUAAGUGUUUCUCCUGUCUGUGUGAGUGAUUCUACGAACGAGAUUGUUAGCGCGAGAGACGAUUAUAUCUGUAUAUCGAACGUAGAAGGAAAACUUACGAAAUAUACACACGCACACACGUACACUGAUUGUCUCUGAGUAAGAGUCUAGAAAGUAGCGAAGUACUUCUUAUUGUUUGUGCCUUUAUAUUUAACAUAUUCCUCACUCGAUAAUAAAACGAGACAUGAUUCUAAAUAUCCUCUAUCCCCAUCUGUCUAAUAAUUCAUAUAAGAGAGAUGUUUCGUAUAAAAGAGAGUUUCAUAAAAUAAAAAAGAUAUCUAAGUUGACUGAGA